Messenger RNA from Amphibalanus amphitrite, 523 nucleotides. RefSeq lists its product as uncharacterized. Bases 61 to 489 code for a protein of 142 amino acids. NCBI's taxonomy places the organism in Eukaryota, Metazoa, Arthropoda, Thecostraca, Balanomorpha, Balanidae. The record is from RefSeq and is a predicted model, not a curated record. The transcript is spliced from 2 exons.
CAACUCAGCGCGUGUUGCACCAUGGCCUGAUCGGACCUGGAGCGGAACGUCCGUUCUGUAAUGCGCGGCACUGUGUCGGCCGAUCUGUCCGAGCACCUUUCCCCGAAAGGGAAGAAUGGGAAGAGGGCUAUAGCGGAAACCGUCCUCUUCGACGUUAUCUGCGUUUGGGUGGCUUUUCUGGCAGAGACACUGAGACGCUGCGGUGGCGCCAACCGAGACGCCGUCGGGAGGUGCGUGGGCCUCUGGCUCUCCGGCAGCCGGGAUCGGAACGGCAAGCGUCUCCGAAGGCUCUCAAAAACCAAGGAGGCAGCUGGCCCGUCAGUGGCAGGCCAGGCCCCGACCGACCGACCUCCACUGCAGCCGGUGGAGAACCUCGAGACGCUGGAGGUCCGGCAGCCUGACUUCGAAACCCGCCAGGCUGAAGCCGAAGAGGCUGAAGCCGAAGAGGCUGAAGCCGAAGAGGCUGAACUCCCCAUGGAGCAAUGGUAGCUGGAGGAUACCAGCGCGGCGGUGUAUAGGUAUA